UCUCGGUGUGGCAGUCAAGUGGCGUACGUAGCUCUUGUCGAUGGGGACAGACUGGACGGAAUCUGCUGAUUGGAAAAUUGCCGAUUGACAACGUACGGUCAGUCACGGGCCAGUUUCAGUCGCGAAGACACGUACCAUCCGGGACACAGCCGGGAGUGAAACCUUUUUUCCCAUUUUUUUCUCUGUUGUUAAGUCAAUCGUCUGCGAGUGCUGCGGGCUAGGGAUAAUAGUUUUUUUUGUUUAGUACGCAAAAAAACUGUUUAUACGUGUGAGACUUGAAUCUAGAACAGAUUAUGGUACGGGAGAACGGCUGCUUGUUCUUAUCGCUUGAACUUGUGCGCUCGGGCUUGAGUGUCGUUUCCAUGAACUCCGGCGUCAAGUGGAAUGUGAUAAAAGUAACGUAUUCAGGCGCUGUGCAAGUGAAAGAAUGAAGUGAUGAUGAAAGUUCUGCUCGGCGAACAAAUUUAAAGUGCUACUGAAGGUGGACGUUAUAUUUCGAGUGUUUGUUGUCAUCACGCUUUUUUGCUGAUUCUGAGCACACGCCAUCGGGAAUCUGAUCCGAUCGAGAGGAAUAACUUCUGAGGUUAUUAAUUGCCAAACGUUCAACAAACGUGGGCACCAGCUGCCAGUAGCAGGUAGUGCUUCAUUUCUCUUUCGAAAAGGCUCUUGACGGAAACCCCAAGCUCAACAGCAGCAGCAGCGCCAGUAAAAAACAGCGACAACGGCAGCGCAAGGAUGUGAUAAUAUGGAGAAUAAACCUGUUUGUUUUGCCGGCGCCGUCCCUCGUGUGCCAAUGGUCUUUUACACGCGUAUCUUACGACUUCUCCUGCUACAGCUGGAUCUACCGGAAGACUUGGAUCUUAGUGGUAGCAAAUUCCAGUAAGCGAGAAACUUGCAUACUAGCGGCGAAAAAAUAUAGACACUAGGAGCGUCUCACGCGUCGUUACGCAAAGUCAUCCGGCGACGACGAUAUGAUCUCCCGGUGCGGCAGCGUCGAAUACUGGAAUCUGGAACAGUUAAUCUAAUUCGCGUGAGGAAGUGCACGCGAAGACUACUUCCCCCGGUGCGAAAACGACUGCGGCAAUGUGAACCUGCCACCGGAGGCAGAGGAGAACGCACUCAUUGAGCAACAUUUAAAUUAGUUUAGUGGCUACGCAAAUUAUCAUCAGUUAGCGCGUCGAUCGGAUUCGCUUUACUGCGGGAAGCUGAUGGCGAUGAUGAUUAUGAUGAGGAUGAUGAAUGCGAGCGAAGCAAGUUAAUAAACAUAAACUACGAGUGCCUUCGGGGGAAAAGAACAAACGCUUUUUGUGUCUUCUAAUCUUAAAGUGAAAUUCAUCAUCCCGAGCAGUGAGAAGAGAGGAAAAAAACAACAACAAAACAGCAGAAACCAGCGAUGCAAUUAAUAUUAACGCGUGAAUACUUAUUAACCGACGGGUGCACGAAUUCAGUCACAUCCGUGCAGGAAAGGAAUAUUUUAAAGAUUAUCACUGUGAGUACUGAAAUUCCGGGCGGAUCGUAGUUUGCUUUUGUUGGGAUGAUUCCUGCAUUUUGUGAUUGGCCUGACGCGAGUGUGGAAGUGUAACAAAAUACAGCUCAGCUCGAAACUUCUUUGUGUCACGUCACUGAAAGGGCUCGCACUGGUGAAUGUUUUUAAUUUUAUGUAUUGUCAACAAAAAAAAAAAGGAAACGUUGAGUUUUGUUUUGAUUGUCGUCUCCAUUGACCCGGUCAGGAUAGGAUACAAAUAUGACACCGAAAGAAUGGUUGGCGUUGGCGGCUUUCUACGCUGCCUAUCUGUUCUUCGGGGCUUGCGUAUUUUAUCACAACGAGCACGCCAUGGAGACAGAACGCCGCGCCGAGGAACUGGCCGAACGGAUUGAAAUGAAUGAAAUGCUCACCAAAUACCUGGUCCCGGAAGAUAAGGAGCUGCAGAAUGAACUGCUGGAGCGCCUUUCCGAUUACUGUGAGAAGAAGGUCACCAACUAUACCCAGGACGCAUACACGCCGCCCUACGUGUGGGACUUUUACCAUUCGUUUUAUUUCGCCUUUAUCGUGUGUUCAACUAUUGGUUAUGGUAACAUUUCACCAAACAACACCUUCGGUCGGAUCUUCAUGAUUUUCUACGCGUUGAUCGGUCUUCCGGUGAAUGGUUUCUUUUUCGCCUUCGUCGGCGAAAUGUACAGCAGAACGUUUGUUCGACUUUACCGCCGGUACAAGGCGUACAAGUUGUCGUACAAUUCGCACUACGUGCCACCACAGCUCAGUUUGAUCGGGCAGGUCGUGCUGUAUCUGAUUCCAGGCAUUGUGAUAUUCAUCUUUAUUCCGGGCAGUAUAUUUUGCUACUUCGAAAAGUGGCCGUACGAUGUUGGAGUUUACUAUGCGUUCGUCACGCUGACAACGAUCGGUUUUGGGGACUACACGAGUACCUUUGAGCCGUCCCAGCAGCACGAGUUCGGCGAAGUUUUCAUCGCGUACGAAAUUUUCGUGGUGGUGUGGUUCUUCACCGGCGUUGGCUAUGUGUUUAUGAUUCUUGGUUUCAUAGCGAAGGGUCUAGCGCAUAAAAAAGUGCAACGGCUGCAGAAAGCUCUGGCUAUGAAUGUGAUGGAGACACAACAGCGUGUCUGGCACGGCGUUACCAAAGAUGUGAGCUAUCUAAGGAAGAUACUGAAUGAAGUUUACAUGCUCAAAUUCAAGCCGGUGUACAACGAGCCAUCGGAUCGAUAUAACAAAGCUAACAUCGGCCGUUCGAGUUCCUGUCCCGAUCUGACGCUGUACCGCGAGCCGGAAGUCGACCCAUUAAUUCUAGCUCGAAAACGAGCCUGCUCAAUGUGUGUUCCCAGUAUAGAACUGCCUGACAAGUCCAAAUCGCUGCUAAGCCUUUCUUCGAUCGGACGGCGUCUCUCCGAUACCGACCUAAAUCGAAUCAACCGGGAGAAAACGUUUGGAGUACAGGCAGCCAUGGUGCAGCCGGCCGAGCUGUUGGCCCGGGUUGUAACCGCCUUGGGUAAUAUAGCGCCCGUUGAUGAUGACACUCAAAGCAUUCUAGAACAAGCAUCACAGAACGCCGGUAUCAAUUGCUUCUCGGACUCACAGAUCUUGGCUAGCGAAAAGACAUCGUCAGGUUGGUCGAUGAAUGGAUUUGACAAGAACAGCUACCUUGCGCCUCCGAUGAUGCGACCUCGGGCGUCGUCUGAUAUUGGGCUCCCACCGCAUGAACCUCCAACGAAUCUGAACGAUUGGACCUGGAGUGUUGGAGACAAUAUACAGAUCAAGGAAUUGAUGAAGGCUCGGCAUAAAGCACAAACAUCACGUCAAAAUUUGCUGCGAGCGGCGAUCAACAACAGCAAACAGUACGGAUCGAAUCAUUCGGUCAACAUGCCACCAGUUAGGGACGAGCUGCAACCGUCCAUUUCGACGACCAAUCGAACGUUAUUACAACGGCUCAAUCCCUUCCGCAAGCGGUCCACUGCUAGCGAAAAGAAAAACUCUAUCUUCGACAUCGAAGCUCCACGGCCCGCCGUGGAAAACUAUCUGGCGAAAACGGCAACGGGAAGAGCUUCGAUGUUCAAUUAUCCCCAGCAGCACUAUCUAUCGAACACGGCCACCGGACGUAGAAGUCUUUUUGCUCUUCCAACGCAUGAGGAGCAGCAAAUCCUAGAAACCACGACCAUCGGUGAUUUGAUACGGGCACUGGAAAUAAUGCACACAAAUGCCACAUUUAGUCGCGAGGACGAUCUGCCGCAACGGAAAGCUGGCACCGCAACUCCACCCAAAGUGCCAUCGUUGAUGAACCUCUUCAUGAACAGCACGCAGGACAACGCUGGUUCGCGAAGAGGAUCUCUCAAACCUCCCCUAACCCAGUCCUUAAGCAAUCCCCUCCCGCCUAGUCCGCUUAGUCAAUCCAAUCCAAUCCCAUCGCCCAAUCCACCACCGUACAGUGCCACCACCGGUUAUGCCAGUUCUCCCAUCCCGAUGCGACGACGCUUCAGUGUCCGUCCGUCUAACCUCGCUCUCCCCCCAGGCAAGUGCCCUCGCUCGGCCAGCAUAUCCCUGGACACAAAAGCCCCUCUCACCGGAUCAUCAAAUUCGAUUUACAUACCAACAACGUCCCUGCAGCGACGCCUGUCCGCUAGACCCAAUACCCUAGCGAAUCAGAACCAAAGUCUUCUCCUCGUCCCGUCGAUGAUCGGAGGAGGAUCCGCCCUCGGUGGAACACCUCCAAAACCCAAACCCUGGCGACCGGCACUGCUUCGAUCGGACUCGGACCAAGUGGCACCUCCGACACCGCGGCAAAGAAUGCGACACAAAAGUCUGGGUCAGCUGGAGGAACGCAAGCGUACCGAAUCCAGCUGACCGUGGAACUAGAGCAAGAGACAACAAGUGAAACCGAACAGUAUUUCCUCACUAAUGAGUAGUGUCGUAGUUAUUUAUGGUAAUGUUUUUUUAAUAUAGCAAACACAAAAACAGUGAAACGUAAAGCAAUAGGAACGCAUCGAAUUGCGAUGCAGUGGGAAUCGAUUCCAGUCAAAAGGUUGUGCCUUAAAAAAGCCAUUCCAAUACAUAGUUUUAAGUUAAGUUAGGUUGUUCAUCGAACGAUGAAGAUAGUUUUUUUUAGAAAAAUGAAUCAUUGCGGGCAAAAAUGAUACAAAAAUAUCGAAAACAAUGUAGUAUCAUAAUGCUUUACGACUAUUUAAUAGUUUGAAUAUUUUGAACAAGUAAAAUUUUCAAAAGUUUAA
This is a messenger RNA of Wyeomyia smithii (pitcher-plant mosquito), 4734 nucleotides long. RefSeq names its product open rectifier potassium channel protein 1 (gene Ork1). Gene Ontology annotation, cellular component: membrane. The transcript is spliced from 8 exons. The coding region runs from base 1745 to 4351 and encodes 868 amino acids. Lineage: Eukaryota; Metazoa; Arthropoda; Insecta; Diptera; Culicidae. The record is from RefSeq and is a predicted model, not a curated record. Gene Ontology annotation, biological process: potassium ion transmembrane transport; stabilization of membrane potential. Gene Ontology annotation, molecular function: potassium ion leak channel activity.